AUGAACGAAAAUAAGAAAAACAGAGUCUUUUCAUUUUAAAUAAAAAAUACUUCAGGUGUACUAUCUGAAGUAUUAGAUAGCUAAUUAUCGACUACUAGAUUCUAAGGAAUUGAAUCAUCUCAUAAUUCAUUAAAGCCCAAUUUCUUUUUUUAAGAGAGUGAAUAAAUAUAAUCACCUAGAAUAUCAACUUAAAGAUCUCUUUCAAGACUUCAUAUAAAUUCUUUAAGUCCAAAGAACAGCUACAUUUAUUCAAGGAAAUCAAUAUUAACAGCAAUUAAUUCUCAGUUAGGAAUGUUGUAUCAUUUUGAAAAAUAAUAUGCUGAAUGUCUAAAAUCCAAUUAUCAAAUAGGUGUUAUUGAAAGUAAAAAACCAUGUUUCAUAAGGUUUAUUUAAUUUGAUGGUGAUUGCAGUUGAACAAGAUAAUAUUGAUUUACUGAUAACUUUUAUGCGUUUAUGUGCAUUAACAUUUAUUUCAUUUUAAGAAUGGACAAAAGCACUUCUAUUUUUCUAACAUUGUAAAUUUUUAAGUGAAUUUACUCGACAAUUAGAUGUGAUCUAAUGGACAUUUCUUUAAAUAGGAAUUUUAUGUAAAUAUAUCAAAAAAUAUGAUAUUGGAAAAAUAUUCAUUAAAAAAGUAAUUAAUAAAAAUAAUAAUACUUAGUCUUUAGAAUAUUCUUGGUUAAAUAAAGAUUUAGAUUAGGAAAUUAUUUGUUAUGAAGAAUUAGGCAAAUUAUGUUUUCUUAAUUAUGAAUUAUAAACAGCUAAAUCAUUACAUGAAAAAAGUAUGAAAGGAACUUUUGAAAAGGAAUAAUCUUCUUUAAGAUAAGUAUCUAAAAAAGGAAUGGAACAAAUCUUAAAUAUGUUUCCAAAUUAAGAAAAGAAAUUAGGUUUACAUAUAUUUUCUAAAGCUGUUAAUUUUCCAUUAAAAUUUGUUUAAUGUUAAAAUUAGUAAUAUUUUUAAAAAAGAUCAGUAAAAAAUUAAUAUUUGAUAUCUAAUGAUUUUGAAUGUAUACCAAAUUAAAGAAUUAUUGAAAUUGAUCUUACUUUAGAUGAUAUGUUAUAAUCAUUUUUAAAAGGAGUUAAUUUUUCAUUUGAAAUUCCAAUUCCUAUAUCAAUAACUGAAGAAUAUGAAAGUAUUGCUGAAUACAAUUCAAUGCCAUCAACAUAGAAAAUGAAAUAAACAUAAUUAGCAACAAUAAUUAAAUUACAUUCCUAAAAAGUAAGAACAACCAAAAAUAAAUCUCCUAUUAUUAGAUUAGAUUAAUCUUAAUAAAAACUUCCACUUGAAUAAAUAAUUAAAUAAAGAUUAGAAAUGAAAUUUGAUACUACCUAUACUCAUAGAGAAAAAAUAAGAAAUAGAAAAUUUGUUAACAAUUUAGAAUAAAUUAGAUUAACUCAUGAAAAAAAUAGUAUUACAUUAAGUUUAGAACAUUAAAAGAGAGAACUAAUCAGAUAUGCUUAAAAAUUACUAAAUUAAUAAUAAAUUACUUUCAUAUGA
Molecule: messenger RNA, 1498 nt
Organism: Paramecium primaurelia
Lineage: Eukaryota; Ciliophora; Oligohymenophorea; Peniculida; Parameciidae
Source: the annotation of a GenBank genome assembly